ACCGGUUCGCUGUCUAUCAAUCCUCAAUUCGUUUCUAAUUAAAAAUUCUAAUUAAAAAAGCUUUUAUAGACUAUACAUAAUAUACACCAAUUUAAAUCAGUUGAAUUUUGUUUUUGUUCAAAAUGUCGUGUUUAUUAUCUAAUAAAAUUAUUCAGCUGCAUUUUCCAACAAGUCAGCUGUGUUUUGUUAGGAAUUUAUCUGUGGAUGGAUUUCUCGCUCAGCAGACCCAGUUGGAAUUCGCAGGGACUUCAACGGCUCGAAUCGAUGAGAAAUGGCAACAGGCCAAAUCCUAUAGAGAAAUGCCAGGACCAAGCACCCUGCGCAUGUUAUCCUUUUUUAUGCCGGGAGGCGCCCUUCGCAACACAAAUUUGAUCCAGAUGAACCGUCGCAUGAGAGAAAUGUAUGGGGAUAUAUACUGUAUUCCUGGAAUGAUGGGUAAGCCCAAUGUUGUUUUUACCUACAAUCCAGAGGAUUUUGAGAUGACUUACCGCAACGAGGGAGUUUGGCCCAUUCGAAUUGGUCUGGAGAGUUUCAAUUAUUAUCGCAAAGUGCAUAGACCUGAUAUUUUCAAAGGAGUUGGCGGAUUGGUAUCUGAUCAAGGACAGGCCUGGGCUGAUGUACGCAAUAAAGUAAAUCCUGUGCUUAUGAAGGUGCAGAAUGUCAGGCAGAAUCUACCGCAACUGGAUCAAAUAUCAAAGGAGUUUAUCGACAAAUUGGAAACACUAAGGAAUCCGGAGAACCAUACCCUAAAUGCUGAUUUUCACAACGAGGUAAAGAUGUGGGCUUUUGAAUCUAUAAGUUUUGUGGCCAUAAAUACUCGAAUGGGAUUACUAACCGAUCAACCAGAUCCAAAUGCAGAUCGGCUGGCCAAGCACAUGGGUGAUUUCUUCAACUACAGCUUUAAGUACGAUGUACAGCCCUCAAUUUGGCCUUUUUAUAAAACUCCUGGCUUCAAAAAGUUCCUAAAAACCUACGACGAUAUCACCGAAAUUACCUCAAAUUAUAUUGAGACGGCGAUGAAAAGUUUUGGAAAAGAGGAAAAGCGCAAAACAAAGUGCGUUUUGGAGCAACUGCUGGAACUUAACAAACAGGUGGCUGUGGCAAUGGUUAUGGAUAUGCUAAUGGCUGGAAUUGAUACGACUUCUUCUGCUUGUCUUACGAUCCUCUACCACUUGGCUCGUAAUCCCUCCAAGCAAGAGAACUUGCGACGCGAACUUUUACGCGUAUUACCAGAUAAAAAGGGAUCCUUGACAGAUGGAAGUACCAAAAAUAUGCCUUACUUGAGGGCCUGCAUUAAAGAGGGCCUUCGCAUAACCUCCAUAACACCUGGAAACUUUAGGAUAACCACCAAGGAUCUAGUUUUAUCGGGAUAUCAAGUGCCUCGUGGCACAGGAGUUUUGAUGGGAGUCCUGGAGCUCUCCAAUAGCGAUGAAUACUUUGCCAAGAGUGCUGAUUUUAUACCCGAACGCUGGCUCAAAUCGGACUUAGCUUCCGAUAUUCAGGCUUGUCCAGAGAAACGAUCCAGGAAUCCUUUUGUAUAUCUUCCCUUUGGCUUUGGACCACGCACCUGUAUUGGCAAGAGGAUUGCGGAACUGGAGAUUGAAACUCUGUUGGUGCGACUUUUGAGGAACUACAAGAUCAGCUGGCUUCCCGAAACUCCGAUGCAAUAUGAAAGCACCAUUAUCCUUGCCCCCUGUGGAGAUAUUCGCUUUAAACUGGAACCAGUCGGUGAUACAUUGUGAUAUGUUUGCUAAGCUCAAUUACAGACUAGCGUUUAAGUUCAGAGA
This is a messenger RNA of Drosophila ficusphila, 1787 nucleotides long. RefSeq names its product probable cytochrome P450 12b2, mitochondrial (gene Cyp12b2). The transcript is spliced from 6 exons. Bases 123 to 1742 code for a protein of 539 amino acids. Gene Ontology annotation, molecular function: heme binding; oxidoreductase activity, acting on paired donors, with incorporation or reduction of molecular oxygen; iron ion binding. Lineage: Eukaryota; Metazoa; Arthropoda; Insecta; Diptera; Drosophilidae. The record is from RefSeq and is a predicted model, not a curated record.